GAGUAAGUUCUAGCAGUUGAAAAUGGAAGUUUCUUGUAAAAAAAAAAAAAAAAGGAAGUUAAACUCCAAUGGUAGUCGCCAUUUUUCACAUACAGUGUCGUGUUCCUCGUGGACGUCCUCACUUACGUAAUUCUUCGUCACCACCUACCUCUCUCUCUCUCUCUCUCUCUCUCUCUCUCUCUCUAACUGGUCCAACAUAUGCUGGGUUUUGUCAAUUGAUGUUCCUCACGCCGCUCCAAGUAAUCCCACUGAAGGGCGUGAGCAAGGUUGAUCCCACAAGGAGUAAAAAGGAUAAUCGGACCAUACAUGUUUGCCAGUCAUGACAACGGAUACAACCGACCUGAGUUAUUGGUUAAACUGGAGGUUCUUCACCUGUGCAGUAUUUGUCUUUGGAUCUAUGGUUGUGUCAGUAUUUGUAAUAUGGAAAUAUGAAGGUUUCAAAAAAUCAAAAACAGAGAGAAGAUAUAAUUGGCAAGACACGGCAGGGAUUUUAUACAAGGACGAAACAUGGAGGACAUCCUUGAAAGUGAUCCGUCCCACCUGGCUUCUUGCUUACAGAGUGACUGCUUUCAUUGUGCUUUUGUCAUUGCUCAUUUUGAAUGUCGUGCUUGAUGGAGGCGGCAUAUUUUACUAUUAUACUCAGUGGACAUUUUCAUUGGUCACCCUAUAUUUUGGGCUUGCAUCUUUAUUCUCCAUUCAUGGUUGUCGCCAAUGCUGCCAUGAAGCUGGUGUUGCUAGGGUUGAUCAGGUCGCUUUAGAUGCAGAGCGGGGCACUUAUGUGGCUCUAAGUUUGGAGGAAAAUGCGAAUAUGCCAAGUAUGUCCAAAAGCUUACAUUCGGGCUUGAAUUCCCACGAAGAAUAUCUCGCUCGGAAAACUGCAGGCAUAUGGGGCUAUAUCUUUCAGAUUAUUUACCAGAUAUGUGCAGGUGCAGUGGUGCUUACUGAUUGCGUCUUUUGGUUCAUAAUUUUUCCGUUUCUCACCUCCGAUGAUUACAGCUUGGAUUUUAUUGAUGCUACUUUUCAUUCACUCAAUGCUGUUUUGCUGCUCGGUGACGUGAUUUUGAAUUGCUUGCGGUUCCCUUUCUUUCGAAUAACAUAUUUUAUUCAGUGGACGAGUAUAUAUGUCAUUUUCCAAUGGAUCGUCCAUGCUUGUGUUUCAAUGUGGUGGCCUUAUCCAUUUCUUGACUUAACCACUCCAUAUGCUCCGAUAUGGUACUUGGCAGUGGGGAUUCUGCAUCUCCCAUGCUAUGGCGUCUUUACUCUCAUAAUAAGGUUGAAGAACUAUUGGUUGUCGAAAGCAUUCCCAGAUGCUAUUCAGAUAUGAGAAGAGAGAGGUAACACGACGUUUGGGCUUCUUCGCACCAUGGAAGAGUCAAGCAUGCUCAACUCUACUCAGGUCCUUUUGCAUUUAACAUUGCUAGUCCGACUUCAUUCAUGUUGCGUUUUGAAAUUUGGUUCAUAUUAAAGUGGGGCAGCUAUAUUCCAUAGAGAUUUUGAAUUUUAUUAGCGUGAUAUUUAUGGGAUACUGUUGAUGUGUGGAAGAUGUAACAACUUUAAGAGUUGAGGAAACCAGAAGUGCAUGAUUCUUGCUGGAAGGUGUCUGUUUCACAAUCUUCAUCUACUGUUGUAUACACAACCCUGUAAUGUACUUCUAUAUUUUUCAUUCAAAGAAACAAAGCUAGACUUUGAAUUA
Messenger RNA from Rhododendron vialii, 1693 nucleotides. RefSeq lists its product as uncharacterized. Gene Ontology annotation, cellular component: membrane. Bases 320 to 1324 code for a protein of 334 amino acids. The record is from RefSeq and is a predicted model, not a curated record. Lineage: Eukaryota; Viridiplantae; Streptophyta; Magnoliopsida; Ericales; Ericaceae. The transcript has 9 exons.